Parus major (Great Tit) is the source of this 1045-nucleotide messenger RNA. RefSeq names its product chymotrypsin-like elastase family member 2A. NCBI's taxonomy places the organism in Eukaryota, Metazoa, Chordata, Aves, Passeriformes, Paridae. The transcript is spliced from 8 exons. Gene Ontology annotation, molecular function: serine-type endopeptidase activity. Gene Ontology annotation, biological process: proteolysis. The record is from RefSeq and is a predicted model, not a curated record. The coding region runs from base 69 to 881 and encodes 270 amino acids.
UUCCAGAGAUAAAGGACACAGUAUAAAAUGGUGUGGAGUUGAGCCUGCAGCACCCAGGAACUGGCACCAUGCUUGGAGUCCUCUUUGCUGUGUUAACCCUGGCACCUGCAGCCUUUGGCUGUGGGGUUCCUGCCUACCCACCUCUUGUGUCCAGAGUUGUUGGAGGGGAAGAUGCAAGACCAUACAGCUGGCCCUGGCAGGCCUCCCUUCAAUACCGAGCCAAUGGCAAGUGGUAUCACACCUGUGGGGGAACCCUCAUUGCCACCAACUGGGUACUGACAGCUGCCCACUGCAUCAGUUCUUCCAUGACAUAUCGAGUUUUUCUUGGAAAAUACAACCUAGCAGUUGAGGAAAAAGGAUCAAUUGCACUUUCUCCAGAAAAGAUCAUUGUUAAUGAGCACUGGAAUCCAGAGGAUGUUGCAAAUGGGUACGACAUUGCUCUGAUCAAACUCUCUGAGCACGUCACCUUAAGUGAUCAGAUCGAGCUGGCCUGCCUUCCCCCUGCCCAGAGCAUCCUGCCCUCCAACACUGCCUGCUACGUCACUGGCUGGGGGAGACUGCAGACAAAUGGACCCCUGCCCGAUGAGCUGCAGCAAGGCCUUCUGCUGGUGGUGGAUUAUGCAACCUGCUCUGAACCUUCCUGGUGGGGAGACAUAGUGAAACCCACCAUGGUUUGUGCUGGUGGGGAUGGAAUCACCUCCAGCUGUAACGGGGACUCUGGGGGCCCCCUGAACUGCCAAGGGGCUGAUGGCAGGUGGGAAGUGCAUGGCAUCGUCAGCUUUGGCUCUUCCCUUGGCUGCAACUACUUCCAGAAGCCCUCAGUGUUCACUCGUGUCUCUGCCUACAACAGCUGGAUCGAGCAGGUUAUGGCAACCAACUAAUCCAAUGAGAACUGGAUGAGAGAUGCCAAGAAGGAAAACAGUUUGAAUAAAGUCACAAUCAUGACACCUUUGAUCAAAGAACUGGGAAAUAACCCUUUAACAACACAAGCAUUAAACCAAACACUAGUGCAAUAAACAGUAUUUUUGGCAAGAUGAAAACAAAA